This is a messenger RNA of Saitoella complicata NRRL Y-17804, 610 nucleotides long. RefSeq lists its product as uncharacterized. Lineage: Eukaryota; Fungi; Ascomycota; Saitoellomycetes; Saitoellales; Saitoellaceae. Bases 160 to 594 code for a protein of 144 amino acids. The record is from RefSeq and is a predicted model, not a curated record. The transcript has a single exon.
CAGAUCUUCUCGUCCCGCCGUUUCUCACCUUGAUUGUGGGUCUCGGUUUGAUAGCUACCUAUACUGCAGGGCUCAAGACCGGAUGCUGGGUUCGUUAUUGCGGGAUCUAUUGGAAGGGAACUGUUUGGGGCUGCGCAGGUCAUCAUGUUGACCUUUACCAUGGCCAGUCAUAUCUUGACUUUCGACAUCUGUUUCAACGUUAUUACCGGGCACGCCACCUGCACGAUUGUUUGGGGCAUUGUUGGCAUGGUUAUCUCGAUCGUCUUCACGCUUCCGAGGACACUGAAGGCCCUGUCAUUUCUUGCCAUCUUGUCCUUCCUGAGCAUCUUGUCCGCGGUCCUUCUCACUAUUAUUGGCGUCGCUGUCGAGUCUUACCCGGCAGGCUAUAACGGUACCGCCGUGGCUUGGAUGGUGGGAGCAGAGAACGUUGAGUUUUAUAGAGCAUUCGCUGCUGUUACCAACAUCGUCUUUGCAUAUGCUGGGCAUCUCGCAUUCUUCUCCUUCAUCAGAUGGAGAACCCACAAGACUACCCCAAAGCUCUUUGCUUGCUGCAGUUCACCGCUACGGCAUUCUACACCAUUGCCGGGGCCUUGAUCUACAGGCUUGCUGG